Heterotrigona itama is the source of this 3522-nucleotide messenger RNA. Lineage: Eukaryota; Metazoa; Arthropoda; Insecta; Hymenoptera; Apidae. The record is from the annotation of a GenBank genome assembly.
ACCAAUUCAGCGAGAGAUUUCAACUAGCCCUGCUUGUCUCGUCAGUUCACUUUUACGAUAGUGUUCACAUAUACACACAUACAAACGAGAGCAAUCAAAGGUAACUACCGCGAUUAUCCCAUUGCGAGGUGUCUAUCGUUUUUGUCUGGUUAAUCGCGACAAAGAUAGAGGAAAAUAUGGAGCAGCUCUUCCUCAAUCAGUAAAGCAGAUUCAACCAGUUCUGAUGCGAGUAUCGAUGCACUUCUUCCCGCGUACAACGAUUCAAUUUAACAAGUUGCAGCCCUGUUCUCCGAUAAAGUUCGUCGGAUCGCCACGAGAGCGCGCCAACUGCGACUCAAUAAAAUCCAAAGAGCGCCGGACGGGCGGUGUUCCGCGAUGCGUGAUGAGUUUGACAGCUCCCGCGUACUGAGCGUUGUUUAAAAGUAUAAGAAAAAAAAGAGAAGAUCGAUCGAGAGAUGCGGCUAAGAAAAAGUCCUUAACACGUUUCCGUAUGCAUCCAUGGGAGAUUGUCUAAUAUGGGAGAAUGGUUGGUCACAGAAUUAUCACGCUGAUACUCUUUCUGGCAGCAUGGCACAAAGCAACAACUUUAGUGCCAGUAAGAUCUGUGGCUGUAGAUAUAGGUCAGAACUUGACAUUAGCAUGUGCAGAAGAAGAUGCACUGCCACAGGCAGGAGAAUCUGUUGGAGUGAUGUGGAUAAGGGAGGGACGGGAAGAUGGACAAAUUGAAAGACUAAAAGUUGAGCCUAAUGGAGCUUUACAACUUAUUAAUGUUAGUGCGGAUGAUGCUGGGAAUUAUUCAUGCACCUUAGAUGAUGAUCAUGAUGCUGUCAAAACUAGAAUCAAUGUACAAGUUAAAACUCCUCCUCCAGCUUUACACAAUGUAUGGGUCAAACCAUCAACAAUAUUGGCAAAUAUUCUUUGGGAAGUAGCUGACACAGGUGGUUAUCCUAUCAUAGAUUUCACUGCCGAAUAUCGUCUUAAACCGAAUGCAGGUGAAGAACCAGAAGACUGGAAGCCUAUUGUUCCAACGCACAUUCCUCCAAAUUCUAGGCAAAUUGAUGUGUAUCACUUGGUGCCAAACACUACUUAUUCAUUUCGUGUCUGGGCAACAAAUCAACUGGGAAAAGGGGAAAUUGUUGAAGUUGAAGGUCAUACUCAUCACAGUAUUGAAGAAUUAGAACUUGCAAGACAUCUCUUAGCAGGUGUAGAAAAUUUUGACACUCGUGUCUGGGUGGCAGCAGUAGGCAUAGUUAUGGGUACACUUAUGAUUCUUGGUAUAGCGCAGCUGGAGGAGCAGGAAGUGAUUGAACUUGUACCUAAUAUCAUUCUGAAUCCAGGAUUUUUCGACGAAAGAACAGAACACAUUCCACAAGAUGAAAAUUUCAAUAAUCAGACCACUACACGCUUAAACAAUAAUAGCGUUGUGCAACCCAUGCGACUUUAGCAAUUAACUAUUUAGAUUUCUGUGGCUAAUUUUUAUGAACAAGUGGCUUGAGCACACAUUUAUGUGUCACCUUAAACGUAAGUAACUGGAAUUACAAGAGGCCUCAAAUUCGCCAAGUAUCGCAAUGCAUAGAAUCAGAGGCGAUGAAGAUUAUAAUCAUCGCGAAAAUGGAAAUUUAUGUUUAUAGACAGAAAAUUGAGAAAUGCAUCAUACAUUCCGAAUAUUCUAAGGAAAUAAAUUUUUCACUUACAAUGUAAAGUGUUCAAAGCAUAUGUAAGACUCUGCUAGGUUUUGUGAAAUCGAGUAGCACAUUUUUGAGAAUAUUUACCAGGAUGUUCUAACAAUUAAAAUUCGAUGUUGUUGCUCAGUUAUCGAGCUUAAAGUCAAGAACUCCUGUAAGCGGAAAAAAGAAUAUUCUUAGUAAGACUGUAAUUCUAAGAACAAAAGACAAAAUUUUGAAGAAACUGAAAUCAUACAUUAUUAUUAAGCGGCAAAUAUUUGUCUUAGGUUCUGCAUGAACACAUGUUUUUUACGCAAUUAUUUUUAAUCAUUAUUAUUGAACAGAAAUGAGAUUUUAACGGACAAUAUCAUGCAGAAAAUAAGACUUUUGCCAAUAACAUACAUCAUCAGAUUUUGUCAAACACGAGGUAUGAUAAAGGCUUGCUUACUGCCGUUUUAAGGUGUGCAGAAGUCGUUGGUAAAAAAGUUCCUUUUUUGUGUCUUUAUAAAAAUUAUUGUUUUUUUAUUUAUUGUUAUAAGAAUGCACUUAUUUUUUUAGAAAAUAUUUUGGUAAUGCUUUCUUCCAAAGAAAUUAACGUAAUAGAAGUCAAUGCACCACAUGCUCUUUCUGGAAAAAUCCUGUGAAUCAGAGAGUGUACAAACCAUAGUAUUCUAAUUAUAAAACUAAUUCUACUCUGUUAAUGUUAUUUCUAGUAAUAUUAUAUUCUUCAUUUUUAACUUUGCAUGUAAUCAUUCAAAUAUGUCUAAUGCUUCAAUAUGCUUUUGCACUACCUUAAUAACAAAUGCAAUAUUCACUGCUAUUGAAUUAUAAAAAGCUAUGAAAUCAGAUUUCAUCGAAAAUAAAUAUGAAAUAGCACAAUUUAAUGAACAAUGAGUUUCCGUACGUGAAUUUUCUAGAAAAAUAAAAAAAUAUAAAUAUUUAUUGAAUUUUCAUAAUAUUCAGCACAUAAAAAUUAUUCAUAAUCAUCACGGAUUUGGUUAAAUUCAUUCCAUUUAGAUUAGUGAUAAAUAUAGAACAAGAGUAGAAUAAGUUAAAAUAUUUUGGAUAUCACCUUUGAUAGAAUCAAGUUUGAUAAUCGAUCGUUAAAACAGAUCUUUUCCAGAUAUUCAUUUUUAAAUAUCGUCUCAAAUUGCAUAUAAAAUUUAACUUAGUCAAUCAAUAAAGGUUGAUGGUUUUGAUAAAAGUUCUUCCUGUACAAACAAAUAUAUAGUUAUUUUCCACAAUUUACACGUAGUAUCAUAUCAGAAUUUGUCAUGUAAAAUACAUUAUCAAGAUUGUAAUAGUGAGUGCUUAGUGUUGAGGCUUUCCUUAGGAAAAAAUAAAGAAACAAAACACGUUUAUUUUUACAUUAAUUUUGAAUUUUUUGGAUGAAACGUUUCUCAGGAAAGAAACCAAUAUAUUCAUUUAUUUUUAUUAUAUUUUGUUAAUUAUUUUGGUUAGGGCACCUUAAGUAAUGAAUAUGGAAAUGGUUGUGGAAAUUGAUUCUCGUGUAUUAGUCUUUCAUUGUUCAGUGUUACUAGUAAAGCUCAUAACGUAAGAAACAUAAUACCUUAAUGAUUCUACUUAAAACAAUUAUAUAAGUUAAAUAUUGCUUUUGUCAAUAUAAAAAUCUGACAAGAAGCAAUUUGGUGCACGCAGGUUGUAUAAAUAUUGGUUGUGCGUUGUUACAUUGAAGCUUUAUGAUCUGUUCUUCCCUACAGUGUAAUCUUAUAGGGGUGAACAGAUUCAAUUCGGCUUCGUACUAUGCACUCUGUGUUGUGAAUGGUAUAUAUAUGCGCUAAUGAAAAAAUAAUAUGAUAACAAUAAUGAUAACAAUAUAAAUAUAUAUAUAUAUAUA